Molecule: messenger RNA, 4352 nt
Organism: Oryctolagus cuniculus (rabbit)
Lineage: Eukaryota; Metazoa; Chordata; Mammalia; Lagomorpha; Leporidae
Gene: IFNAR1
Product: interferon alpha and beta receptor subunit 1
Biological process (GO): type I interferon-mediated signaling pathway
Cellular component (GO): plasma membrane
Molecular function (GO): protein binding; type I interferon receptor activity
Source: RefSeq, a predicted model, not a curated record
GGGGCCUGCGCGGAGGGGCGGGGCGCGCUCCCUGCCGGGCCGAUGCGCUCGGAGGAGCGGUCCCCGGGUCGCUGAAGCGGGAGCGCGCGCCCGGGUUUCCUACGGGACCUCUCCGCCCGCCCCGUCCGCGGCGCUGCUGGAAGUGACUGAGGAUGUGACUGGGGCGGCGGCGGCUGGCGGACGAUGCUCGCCCUCCUGGGCGCGACGACCCUGGUGCUGGCCGCCGGGGCCUGAUGAAAACAACCUAGAAUCUCCGCAAAAUGUGGAAGUCUCUAUCAUGGAUGACAACUUUACCCUGAAGUGGAACAGGAGCAAUGAGUCUGUGCCAAAUGUGACUUUUUCAGCAGAUUAUCAGAUGUCUGAGAUGAAUAACUGGAUACAGUUACCUGGGUGUCAGUAUGUUGCUGAUACCGAAUGCACCUUUUCUUUUCUCAAGUUAAAUGUUCUUGAUGAAAUUACGUUGCGGAUAAGAGCAGAAAGAGGAAACAGCACUUCUGCGUGGUAUAUUGUUGACUCAUUUAUACCAUUUCUAAAAGCUCAAAUUGGUCCUCCAGAAGUGCACUUGGAAGCUGAAGAUAAAGCAGUCAAAAUAAACAUUUCUCCUCCUGGAAAACAGAUGUGGUCCAUGGAUAGAUCAAGGUUUAUAUACAGCGUAGUUAUCUGGGAAAACUCUGCAAGGACAGAAGAAAGGACAGAAACAGUUUAUCCCAGAGAUAUGAUUUAUAAGCUCUCGCCGGAGACUACUUACUGUCUGAAAGUCAGAGCGGAACUCCCUCUGCAGAAGAAGGUCGGCGUCUACAGUGCCGUGCACUGUGUAAAUACCACAGCUGAAAAUAAACUGCCCCCACCGGAAAAUAUAGAAGUUGAUGCUGCCAAUCAGAACUAUGUUCUUAAAUGGGAUUACGCGUUUGCAAACGUGACGUUUCAAGCUCAGUGGCUCUAUGGCUAUCUAAAACAGUUCCCUGAGGACCAUUCCAAUAAAUGGAAGCAAAUACCCGGCUGCGUCCACGUCAGAACCACCCAGUGUGUCUUUCCGCAGAGAGUCUUCCCGGACAGAGUGUACUUCCUCCGUGUACAAGCGUCUGACGGGAAUAGCACAUCCCUCUGGUCUGAAGAGAAAGAGUUCAGGAGUGAAGCGCAAACUGUCAUCCUCCCUCCGGUCCUUAACGUGAAGACCACAAGCCACGCGCUGCACGCCUACGUGGGAGCCUCCCGGGAGCCUGUGGACCUGCACCGGCCGCUCAUAUAUGAAAUCCGUUUUUGGGAGAACACCUCGAGUGCCGAGAGCAGAAUUCUACAGGAACAAACUGAUUUUACUUUUCCCAACUUGAAACCGCUGACUGUGUAUUGCUUCAAGGCCAGAGCGCACCUUUUGGGUGAAAAGUGGAAUCAAAGCAGUGAUUUCAGUGACGUUGUCUGUGAGAAAACAAAACCAGGAGCUACUUCCAGAACCUGGCUGGUCGCUGGGAUUUGCGUCUUAGUAGUUUCUGUCCCCGUUGCUGUCUACAUCGUGAAGGGCCUCUUGAGAUGUCUCAACUACGUGUUCUUUCCAUCCCCGAAACCGCCUUCCAGUAUUGAUGAGUAUUUCUCAGAACAGCCAUUAAAGAAUCUUCUGCUUUCGCCUUCUGAGGAGCGGACUGAAAGGUGUUUCAUCAUCGAAGACGUGCGUAGCAUGACUGUCCUGGAAGAAGCUAAGGGAACCGGCGGAGAUCUCAGAGCCUACCACUCCCAAGCUAGUCGCGAUUCGGGACACUAUUCCAACGAAGACGAGAGCAGUGGAGGUAAAACGAGCGAGGGCUCUGUGCAGGAGGAGAGUGGCUGAGCGGGGACGCGGCCUGGAAGCAGGCCCGCUGUGUGAGCGCCCGGGAAGCCCCGCACCGCACGCCUCUCAGGACCCGCGCGGGAGGCUGCUCGCUUCCUGGGCAGAAAGCAAAGCAUCUCCGAGUCCCAAGUGCCGGCAGGACCUGCAGCUCGCAGGGAUCUGGGCCGCCUUCUGCAUUCCUCUGCACGUGUGAACACGGAGGGACGUGCUGGACCUGCCUCUGACGAUUUCGGGGAGAAGGUGCCCAGCUCUCCAGGGAGCCCUCACGCCCGCCUGGCUCGCUGCGGCCGUGACUAAGGGCGCCUCCUCGUGCCCGGCACGCUGCUGCUCACCCCAGCGCCCCAGGUCGGUCUUGUUUUUGUGUUUUGAGACAGAACAUUUGGUCUUUCAACACUGAGGGAUGUGUGCCCACAGAGAUUUAUGUUGACGUUUUAAUGCCAUCAAUACCAUCAUCACCCUGUGUUCCACAUGUCACUCACCCCAAAACACAGCAGUGGUCGCCAGAAAGGUGACCCUUAACGUGGGGAAGUCAGUCCCUGUAUCCUGAUGACGUCGACUUCUGUCCCACCACACUCUUCCUUACGGGGUUUAGGAUUACAACCAGGUCAUCGUCAGCUAUGCACUCAGACCUCCUGAUUCGGAACGCACUAGAACGGCAGCUUCUGAUCAGAAGCUGUAGCCCCGGAAGUCCUAGAGAAAUGAUUGUCGGAUUAGAGAAGCGGUUGUUACAGUGUAAGAUCUGGAAGUGGAUUCAGGUUAGCUACAGGGGCACAAGCAGCCUUGGGACCGAAACGCCAGAGAGCGGGAAGAGAGCGAGACAGAGCGAUUGCGGAGGAGAGAAGCCCGGGGGUGUGCAGGGUGCGUGGGAGCGGCUGCUGGGCGGGUGGCCCCUGUGCAGGUGCGCAGGCCCGGCCGGCUCCUCCCCGCUCCUGGCAGCACUCGGCUUCCCUUCCACUCCGUCUGCUCGCAAGGAAAUGCGGAGCCCUCAGUAUCAGGGUGAGGAGGGGGCAGUGUAUCCAGGAAGAAAAACCUCAUUGCAAACAGCGCGUGUUGCUCUCCAAGGACACCUGCGGCUGCUUUUAAUGGGGUCAUCCAUGGACAUGUCCCUGGCACUGCAGCCCCGACUUCCCGAGUCCUCCCGGCACAGCAGGCCGCGGAGGGGGCCCGGGACCCCCACGGACCCAGAGUCGCUCUGAUGGCCGCCAACACGCACAUCCUCGCCUUCCUUGCCAGCGGCAUUCGUUUCAAAGCGCGUCCUCUGCACCGCCCGUGGCGUCCUGAGUGCUGUCUGGGAGGGAGCCUCUCUCGAAGAGGACACUGACCCACGUCCUGGCCCCUCCUCCAUCACCUUCCCAGCUGCGCCCAAUCAGUGAUCCCAUCCAGCAUGUCCAGCCUUGCGUUUCCACGGGGGAAAAGCCACCUCCGACCCACGGUCCCAGAAAGCAGCACUUUUGUCGGAUGUGGAGAAGGGGAGACGCAGACUCUUAGGAAACUUCUGGGCCCCCGAGAUGUAGAAACGCGGGCCUGCACAUUUUGAGAGCGUCUGGGGAGCACCUGCUCGGGUGCAGAACGGGGGCUUGUUCUGCCCUCGUCUCCUAGACGUGGGAAGGCGGCUCCACCCGCUCCGCCGUGGUCCUCCUGUCGCCCUGUAGGGCGUGGGCUCGGCUGAGAGCUGGCUGAGUGGUCUUCGUGGACAGUAGUUUCUUCUUAGAAACACCGUGCACUUGGAGCUCCAGUACACGGCCUCAGAAUCACAGCACUGACAGUUCUUGGAGAUGCCGGAUGUGGUCCAUGAAUGUAUGUGAAGGACUGUGUCAGCGGAUACAUUGUAUCAGUAGAUGUCAGAAAUGUUACAUUCAUGUGUAAUACAUGUUAGCAUUACAUGUGUGUGUGUGCGCGUGUGUGUAAACCCAUGCCUAGGUGCCCCCCACCCUGGGCCUCAGUCCGUGAGUAUGACCAUAAAGAACUUAGUAGUGCAGAGUCUGAUUAAAACUUACCCAUGCUGCUCGGGACCCUGAGUCUGACCAGAACUUUGCAGCCUAUUAAAAUGUUACUGGAGCGUUUGUAUCUUUCCCCAAAAAAGAAGUUGUGGCAUUUAAGACAACCUCAGAUUCCUGUUUUUGAAAAGUUAGUGGUGUGCAAAAGCCCCACUUCCAGUGCCCCUGGCAACCCUAUGGCUCCUGACUGCUGAGGGUAGGGGUGUGUAUGUGUGUGUGUGCACACGUGUGUGUGAGUGUGAAGUCUGUCGUCACUAGAACAGAAGCUCUGUGGGAGCGCGGCCUGGGUUUCACUCAUCACUGUGUCCCCAGCACCUACCACAGUGCACAGAAGGUGCUGAAAACAUACUCGUGAAAUGGAUGAAGUGUAAGGUGCAACUCAAGUGUGUGUUUCGUUUUAUUGGGUUGUAGAAGGAAACAACAGUGUUUUUAAUGUUUCUGUACAACAAAUAUGUAUCUUUUGUUCGUUAUAUUUUUAUCUUAACCCUACUGAAAACAGUCUUAUAUGUAAUAAACACUGAAGUCAAACAGUC